AUGAAGGGCCUCAACCUGCUCUGCUGCUGCGUGGCCUCGCUGCUGCUCCUCAGCACCGCAGAGCCGCGCGCCCCCGGCACGGGCCAUGCUGACGCUGCUGCCGAGAGCCCCCUGCCAGCCACGGAGCCCCGGCUGGAGGAGAAGGCAGCUGAUGGCAGCUCUGAGGAGGAGCAAGAUGGUGGCACCGCCAACACCUCUGUGCCCGGCACCACCGAGGAGGGACGUGGAGAGGGGGAGGAAGAGCCAGUGGGCGGCCUGAGCGGGGGCCUGGGGCCAGGGGACAGCCGGACAGAGGAGACCAGCGAGGAGCAGGGCCAGGAAGAACAGAGCUCAGGGGAGGAUUCCACGGCAGCUCAUCAUGGAGGGAACCAUGGGCCUGGCACACAAGGUGACAUCCAUGCCCAGAAGGAUGAGGAGGCUGGCGUGGAGAAAGGARGCUCUGUGGAGGAAGGGCAGCUUGGGGAAGAGCAAACAGAGGAGUCAAGAGCAUCUGCUCCUGAGGGAGAGGAGGAAAGGGAUGAGCAGAGCUCAGAGGAAGAUGAGCAGGGAGAGUCUGAGGAAGGUGAACAUGGGGAGUCUGAGGAAGAUGGAGGCAAGGAAGAGUCUGAGGAGGAGGAGGAGCAGGAGGAGCAGGAGGAGGAGGAGGAGGAGGAGGGAGAGUCUGAGGAGGAGGGAGAGUCUGAGGAAGAUGGUGAUGGGCCAGAGAAUGAAGCUGAGGAGGAGGACAAGGAAGCAGCCAGCACUUUUAACAAAAAGAGCCACAGCAAACCAGCAGCUGCUGGCACAGAAGAAACCAGGAAUGGCCCUGCCAGCUGCCAUCAGCCACCCUGUGGGGAUGCAGCAGAAGACCCACCAGCAGCAGAAGAUCCUCCAGCAGCAGAAGACCCACUGACAGCAGUGCAAGAUCCACCAGCAGUGGAAGACCCAYCAGCAAAAGAAGAUCCACCAGCGGUGGAAGACCCACCAGCAAAAGAAGAUCCACCAGCAGCUGAAGACCCACCAACGGGGGUGGAAGACCCCCCAGCAGCAGCAGACCCCCCUGCAGACAAGCCCCCAUUGGCAGAAACAGAGGUCCCCAGCACCUCCCCAGCCAGCACCGAGCCCCGGCACAGGCAGAUAGAAGAGGUUGAAGAUGCCAGCGAGCCAAUCAAGCGUGACCGGUCCCACUUGGAGAACACCCUCAAGCUGAACGAGGAAAAACCUGCCGAUGAUGUCUCAGGAGUACUGCAGCGGCUGAGGAAGAUCUACCACUCCUCCAUCAAGCCCCUGGAACACUCCUACAGAUACAACGAGCUGAGGCAGCAUGAGAUCACAGCUUACCCCGGACGCACCCUGGGCUCCUCGGCCACAGAUGGGGAGAUCACUUCCAAGCCUAUGGUGCUAUUCCUGGGACCGUGGAGUGUCGGCAAAUCCUCCAUGAUAAACUACCUCCUGGGGCUGGACAACACUCCGUAUCAGCUGUACACAGGAGCUGAACCCACCACCUCUGAGUUCACUGUCAUCAUGCACGGCCCCAAGCUGAAGACCAUCGAGGGCAUUGUGAUGGCUGCUGACAGCGCCCGCUCCUUCUCRCCCCUGGAGAAGUUUGGGCAGAACUUCUUGGAGAAGCUGAUAGGGAUUGAAGUGCCCCACAAACUGCUGGAGCGAGUCACCUUCGUGGACACGCCAGGCAUCAUUGAAAACCGGAAGCAGCAAGAAAGAGGUUACCCGUUCAACGAUGUGUGCCAGUGGUUCAUUGACAGAGCUGAYCUCAUCUUCGUUGUCUUUGACCCCACGAAGCUGGAUGUGGGCUUGGAGCUGGAGAUGCUGUUCCGCCAGCUGAAGGGCCGCGAGUCUCAGAUCCGAAUCAUCCUGAACAAAGCUGACAGCCUGGCUACCCAGGAGCUGAUGAGAGUCUAUGGCGCCUUGUUCUGGAGCUUGGCUCCUCUCAUCAACGUCACGGAGCCACCUCGGGUGUACGUUAGCUCCUUCUGGCCCCACGACUACAACCCGGAAACCCACAGAGACCUGUUCCUCAAAGAAGAGAUAUCGCUYCUGGAAGAUCUCAACCAGGUGAUUGAGAACAGGAUGGAAAACAAGAUUGCCUUCAUCCGUCAGCAUGCCAUCCGGGUGCGCAUCCACGCCCUCCUGGUCGAUCGCUAUCUWCAGACCUACAAAGACAAAAUGACCUUCUUUAGCGAUGGAGAACUGGUGUUCAGGGACAUUGUGGAAGAUCCUGACAGGUUCUAUAUCUUUAAAUCCAUUCUGGCAAAGACCAAUGUCAGCAAAUUUGACCUCCCUAACCGCGAGGCUUACAAGGACUUCUUUGGCAUCAACCCCAUCACCAGUUUUAAGCUGCUGUCUCAGCAGUGUUCCUACAUGGGAGGGUGUUUCCUAGACAAGAUAGAGAAGGCCAUCACCCGUGAGCUUCCCGAUCUCUUGGGAAGCAUCGGCUUGGGGAAGAAGCCCAAUGUCCUCUCCUGCGACGUCACUGGCUGUGGCGAAACCCCAAAGAAUCGCUACAGGAAACCCUAAGGUGAUGCACAACCCAACCGUCCACAUGUUCCUACUGGUGAAUGAGCUUAUGUCUUAUCUGUCCAAGAAGCCAUGGUUUGUUAACCCUUUGAGUGCCGUGCUGGCAAAGGCUACCGUACGAUGAGGACUUUGAGUCAUUGACAUCGAUGGCAGGGGAAGAUGGGUGGGCAUAAGAAAGAGAAUAAAAACUGUGAAUUCUUGACAUUUUAUCUUUGUUCUUUCGAGUAGAAGGCAAUGUUUAAGCUGCAAGUAUGAGCAAUGCACGGGCAGGACUGUAGCUGCUUUUCCACUGGUGCCAAGAGUGCAUGAAGAGGAAUUUCAGCCUCUGCAUCCCCGAAGCCACGAGGGAGCAAAAACAAGGGCACGGCGUGAGAGCACAGGGGAGAGCAGUGACACACUAACCCAGGCAUCACUGGGAGCACUGGUUGAGGAAAGAGAAGCAGUGUCCCAGCUGUUGUUUUCAGGCACAAACCUGCUACAAAUCUCAGCAAAUAUUGAUCUUGUUUUUCUUUCCAAGACUUCUAGGUCACCUGGUGAGUUCUGCUUUUACUUAACAGCUCAGUUGAUCUUCUGCAGCCUUCAUGUGGGUGUUUGACUUAAGAAGGAGUGUUUGCAGGGGCGUUUGUAACUCCAGACAGGCAGCUGUGAUGGGAUUUGCAAGUCUAUGUCAGAGGAAGAAACAGGAUGGAAAGAAGCAGCCAGCACUGGCUGAGCGGUGCUGGAGGAGGAGGGCCAGCACUCCAAAUCAGAUGGUCCCACAAGGACAUGUGAGCAGGGUUUCCUUCCCCUGGACCAGCACAGAAGAAGGCACUUCACGCCUACGUGUGUCACUAACCUCAAAACCCACACCGGCAAGUCUUGUCUGUGGACCAGCAGGGCUCUAAGGGUGAGGGUUUGGCAGUUUGCCUUUGUUCAAGUCCAUGUUGCUCUUUUCUCAGCCAGCCCUCCGUGUUUUCRCGUUCUGUGGAGGGAGGCAGGAAGCGGGGUCAUUGGCUAUGAAGUUAAAAAGGUCACAUCCUUAUGCUCACCUGCUGAUCUGUCCUCCCCAGGACAGUCCAGGCAGGUUUCUGGGGCCUGCUUUCCAAACUCCUCCCUUUUUAGCCAUUUGUUGGCUCAUCUCUGAGCAUCGGUGCUCAGUCCUGAAGGAGUAUUGUUUUGGAAGCACCCGAGUAGGGUGAGGUUCCCCAUGGACAGCUGACCUUGAAACCUGGCCCUCAUGGAGAGCAUGACUGUCUGCCAAACAGGAGAUAGAUGCUGUCCUGGAUGGAGACUGGCACUUUUCACCAAGGACCUGCUGAAAGUCCGUUGUCCUUCCUCCUGCCGAACACCCACAAGUGCUGCUCUCCAAGAAACCUCUGAAGAAAAGGGACUUAUAUUUGACAGAAGCAAGAGUACAUGAAGGUGCUGGCUGAGGCAAAAAAAAGGCUAAAGGAAUGAAAGAGGGAAAGAGAGAGUUGGGAACGGGAGGCUGUGUURUGAUGAGGAGGGUGUGAAGGGCAGUGGUCCAUGUCUGCAUGUGUGCACCAGGAUGUGAGCUAUGGCAGGAGGCCUGGGAGAGCUCCACAUCCCGCAGGUGCUGCAAAGAAGAGGUCCCCUUGAGUCCAGGUGAGUUUAGGGGGAUGCGGCCCCAUGGACUUGAAUGGUCCUGGCCUCUGAUUCAAGGUAGGAUGUUACAUUUGAACUAAUGAAGCUGAGACCCAAAUCUACAUCCAAGCAUGGUGCAGGACAUGGCUCAGGAAGAGGGAUUUUGCCUACAGUGCCGAGGCAGCAGAGGUGCAAGGGAAGGUAAGCAGUGUCAGAGAGAGCAGCAAUCAGAGCAGUGUGGAGAGAAGGGAUGUGCUUUUAAGUACUGUGAGGUCUCAAACCUGCCCCAGUGCUGCUGCUUCUCUGCUGCCAGUCCUUCUUCCUUGUCCAUGAUCCUGCUGCUCAUCAGUUUCCCUCUCCAUUUCUCAUUCACUCUCUUCCAUCGCAUGGGUCUGCAUGCRUUUUCAAGAGCUAAUGGAAUAGAAGCACCAACAGAAACAGGCUGAUGCUGUCACUGUUCCUGCUGUCACACCGUGUGUCACUGUCACAGAAAACAAAGGCCUUUAAACAUUUUUAUUUGCAAGCACUGUAUUGCACCCUCUCUUUCUUUGUUCCUCUGUCCCCCUAAAGCCUGUGGGGUACCCAGGGCAAGGCCCCUGUCCUACAGGAAGUAUUGUCCUUGAAGGCACUGUUACUCUGCUCUCAGGCCGCUCCCAUCAUUCUCCCCAUCCUUUCUCUGGCUUCCUUUUACCUUGCUUGAUUUUUCAGCCUUCAUUGCCUCCUCUCCUCCCUUCCUCUGCCCUGUAGCACUUGCUCAGUGCAAAGCCCUGAUGCCUAUGUCCCGGAUGGGACUCUCCUGUGACAACCAAACCCCUUYUGCUCCCGGAUACGGUUCAUUUGGGUUCGCUUUCCAAAGCCAUGGCAUUGGUGGUCUGUUUCCUGCUCCCUGUGACACACACUAACCUGGCUCCGUGCUGGCUCAGGGCGAUGCCACCACUGAGAUGCUUCCUCUCCCAUGGAUUGAAGUGGCUGUCAGUCCCAAGAGGACUGCAGUUCCCAGCCCAGCCAUCACUGAGUUUUCUCAGGAGACCUCUGGGAAUCUGGGAAUGGAAAAAUGGAGAACAGGGAGACAUUUUCAUUCUGCUGAGAAAUCCCAACCUCCCCAGCAUUCGGGGGGUGAACAUGUUUCCCAAGAGCUUMGUGGGAGGGAGGGAGCUGGGACACAGGCCCUGUAGAUGCCCGUGAUCAUGUGCAUUGAGAUAAAACUGUCAGCUUGAACAUCAGCCUGUCUAA
This is a messenger RNA of Malurus melanocephalus (red-backed fairy wren), 5331 nucleotides long. RefSeq names its product sarcalumenin (gene SRL). The transcript is spliced from 8 exons. Lineage: Eukaryota; Metazoa; Chordata; Aves; Passeriformes; Maluridae. The record is from RefSeq and is a predicted model, not a curated record. The coding region runs from base 1 to 2514 and encodes 837 amino acids. Gene Ontology annotation, molecular function: GTP binding.